Molecule: messenger RNA, 546 nt
Organism: Prunus dulcis (almond)
Lineage: Eukaryota; Viridiplantae; Streptophyta; Magnoliopsida; Rosales; Rosaceae
Exons: 3
Coding region: 71-322 (83 amino acids)
Source: RefSeq, a predicted model, not a curated record
CUCUCUCUCUCUCUCUCUCUCUCUCUCUCUCUCUCUCUCUCUGGUGCUGAUUUCCAGAAAGCAAAACCAAAUGUGUCCUCUGAGGUUCAUCUUGGUGUUCUUUUCAGCGAUUCUUGCAGGAUAUUGUGCAUGGAGGACGGUUCGUUCUUCUCCCGGAACUGACAUCAACUCACAGGAUUCUACCAAUGAAAAUAUACCAACCCAAAAAGAAGAGUUCAAUUUGAGAAUGAUGACUCAGAAUGUCUUCUGGGUACUUGUUGACAUGGCCAGCGGGAGAUACUUGUGGAGGAAGAUGAAACAAGAGCAAGUCAAAACUUGUUAGCCAAUUGUAACUGUUUUUUAUUUUUUUAUUUCUUUUAAUCAAGGGUAUAUUACUGCAAAAACAUGCAAAUCUUCUUGAUUUAUUUUCUUUUAUUUCUUUUUCGCGGGGAAGCACGAAGGAGUUGAUGAUUGUGCUUGGUUACAGAGAAAAAUAUAUGAGUUACCAUUCUGCAAAUGUAGUGUCAAUUUUCAUUUACGAGAAAAGAAUGAUCAAAUUUGCACCUA